Molecule: messenger RNA, 7248 nt
Organism: Hippopotamus amphibius kiboko
Lineage: Eukaryota; Metazoa; Chordata; Mammalia; Artiodactyla; Hippopotamidae
Gene: ABCA1
Product: ATP binding cassette subfamily A member 1
Exons: 50
Coding region: 296-7081 (2261 amino acids)
Biological process (GO): lipid transport; transmembrane transport
Cellular component (GO): membrane; intracellular membrane-bounded organelle
Molecular function (GO): lipid carrier activity; ATP binding; ATP hydrolysis activity
Source: RefSeq, a predicted model, not a curated record
GUGAGUGCGGCCGGGCCCAGCGGAGCCGCGCCGACACCUCUCUCCCCGGGCGCAGGUGGGCAGAACAGGGGGCCCCGCGCGACCAGCGCCACCGCAGCCAGUUUUCGCGGCGCUUUGCUCCCUUCCCCUCCUUCUUUCCCUGAAGGGUUUUUCAAGGGGUGGGGGAAAAAGCCGCAAACAAAAAAAGUGGAAAACAGUUAAUGACCAGCCACAGCGUCCCUGCUGUGAGCUCCGGCCACUUCCUCCACGGGCUCCCGAGCCACACGCAGGCUGCUGUGGUGCCGGCCGAGGUAACAUGGCUUGUUGGCCUCAGCUGAGGUUGCUGCUGUGGAAGAACCUCACUUUCAGAAGAAGACAAACGUGUCAGCUGUUGCUGGAAGUGGCCUGGCCUCUCUUUAUCUUCCUGAUCCUGAUCUCCGUGCGGCUGAACUACCCACCCUAUGAACAACAUGAAUGCCACUUUCCAAACAAAGCCAUGCCCUCUGCAGGAACACUUCCUUGGGUCCAGGGGAUUAUCUGUAAUGCCAAUAACCCCUGUUUCCGUUAUCCGACUCCUGGUGAGACUCCUGGAGUUGUUGGAAACUUUGAUAAGUCCAUUGUGUCUCGCCUGUUCUCAGAUGCUCGGCGGCUUCUUUUGUACAGCCACAGAGACACCAGCGUGAAGGACAUACGCAAAGUUCUGAAGACAUUAUACCAGAUCGAGCGUUCCAGCUCAAGCUUGAAGUUUCGGGACUUCCUGGUAGACAAUGAAACCUUCUCUGGAUUCCUGCAUCACAACCUCUCUUUGCCAAGGCCAACUGUGGACAAGAUGCUGGGGGCUCGUGUCAGUCUCCGCAAGGUAUUUUUACAAGGCUACCAGUUACAUUUGACCAAUCUGUGCAAUGGAUCAAAAUUAGGAGAGGCGAUUCAACUUGGUGACCAAGAAGUCUCCAGGCUUUGUAGCCUGCCAAGGGAGAAACUGGAUGCAGCAGAGCAAGUACUUCAUUCCAACCUGGACAUCCUGAAGCCAAUCCUGACAAAACUAAACUCCACAUCUCCCUUCCCGAGCAAGGAGCUGGUUGAAGCCACAAAAACUUUGCUGGAUAGUCUUGGGAAUCUGGCCCAAGAGCUCUUCAGCAUGAGGAGCUGGAGUGACAUGCGGCAGGAGGUGAUGUUUCUGACCAACGUGAACAGCUCCAGCUCCUCCACCCAGAUCUACCAGGCCGUGUCCCGCAUCAUCUGUGGCCACCCCGAGGGCGGGGGCCUGAAGAUCAAGUCCCUUAACUGGUACGAGGACAACAACUACAAAGCCCUCUUUGGAGGCAACGGCACUGAGGACGAUGCUGGCACCUUCUAUGACAAUUCUACAACUCCUUAUUGCAAUGAUUUGAUGAAGAACCUGGAAUCCAGUCCUCUUUCCCGCAUCAUAUGGAAAGCUCUCAAGCCCCUGCUUGUUGGGAAGAUCCUGUAUACCCCUGACACUCCAGUCACAAGGCAGGUUAUGGCUGAGGUGAAUAAGACCUUCCAGGAACUGGCUGUGUUUCAUGAUCUGGAAGGCAUGUGGCAAGAGUUCAGCCCCAAGAUUUGGACCUUCAUGGAGAGCAGCCCAGAAGUGGACGUUGUCCGGACGCUAUUGGACACCAGAGGCAAUGACCACUUUUGGGAACAGCAAUUGGAAGGCUUAGAUUGGACAGCCAAAGAUAUCGUAGCAUUUCUGGCCAAGCACCCAGACGAUGUGCCGUCCGCUAAUGGCUCUGUGUACACCUGGAGAGAAGCCCUCAAUGAGACCAACCAGGCAAUCCAGACCAUCUCUCGCUUCAUGGAGUGUGUGAAUCUGAACAAGCUGGAACCAGUAGCAACAGAGGUUCUGCUCAUCAACAAGUCCAUGGAGCUGCUGAAUGAGCGGAAGUUCUGGGCCGGGAUUGUGUUCACUGGAAUCGCUCCCGACAGUGUCGAGCUGCCCCAUCAUGUCAAGUACAAGAUCCGGAUGGAUAUCGACAACGUGGAGAGGACGAAUAAGAUCAAGGAUGGGUACUGGGACCCCGGUCCUCGGGCUGACCCCUUUGAAGAUAUGCGGUACAUCUGGGGGGGCUUCGCCUACUUGCAGGAUGUGGUGGAGCAGGCAAUCAUCAGGGUGCUGACGGGCACAGAGAAGAAAACCGGUGUCUACAUGCAGCAGAUGCCUUACCCCUGUUACGUCGAUGACAUCUUCCUGCGGGUCAUGAGCCGGUCGAUGCCCCUCUUCAUGACGCUGGCCUGGAUUUACUCUGUGGCUGUGAUCAUCAAGGGCAUCGUGUACGAGAAGGAGGCGCGGCUGAAGGAGACCAUGCGCAUCAUGGGCCUGGACAACGGCAUCCUCUGGUUUAGCUGGUUCGUCAGCAGCCUCAUCCCUCUGCUUGUGAGCGCCGGCCUGCUGGUGGUCAUCCUGAAAUUAGGAAACCUGCUGCCCUACAGCGACCCCAGCGUGGUGUUUGUCUUUCUGUCCAUGUUCGCCGUGGUGACCAUCCUGCAGUGCUUUCUGAUCAGCACGUUCUUCUCCAGAGCCAACCUGGCGGCAGCCUGCGGAGGCAUCAUUUACUUCAUACUGUACCUGCCCUAUGUCCUGUGCGUGGCGUGGCAAGACUAUGUGGGCUUCACACUCAAGAUCUUCGUGAGCCUGCUCUCUCCUGUGGCUUUUGGGUUUGGCUGUGAGUACUUCGCCCUUUUCGAGGAGCAGGGCAUCGGGGUGCAGUGGGACAACCUCUUUGAGAGCCCCGUGGAGGAAGAUGGCUUCAACCUCACCACCUCGGUCUCCAUGAUGCUGUUUGACACCUUCCUCUACGGGGUGAUGACGUGGUACAUCGAGGCUGUGUUUCCAGGCCAAUAUGGAAUCCCCAGGCCCUGGUAUUUCCCGUGUACUAAGUCCUAUUGGUUUGGCGAGGAAAGCGAUGAGAAGAGCCACCCUGGUUCCAGCCAGAAGGGAAUAUCAGAAAUCUGCAUGGAGGAGGAACCCACCCACCUGAAGCUGGGUGUGUCCAUCCAGAACCUGAUGAAGGUUUACCGUGAUGGCAUGAAGGUGGCCGUUGAUGGCCUGGCCUUGAACUUCUACGAGGGACAGAUCACUUCCUUCCUGGGCCACAAUGGAGCUGGGAAGACCACCACCAUGUCCAUCCUGACUGGGUUGUUCCCUCCCACCUCGGGCACUGCCUACAUCCUGGGGAAAGACAUUCGCUCCGAGAUGAGCGCCAUCCGGCAGAACCUGGGGGUCUGUCCCCAGCAUAACGUGCUGUUUGACAUGCUGACUGUGGAAGAGCACAUCUGGUUCUACGCCCGCCUGAAGGGGCUCUCGGAGGAGCACGUGAAGGCUGAGGUGGCGCAGAUGGCUCUGGGUGUUGGUUUGCCGCCCAGCAAACUGAAAAGCAGAGCAAGUCAGCUGUCAGGUGGAAUGCAGAGAAAGCUGUCUGUGGCCUUGGCCUUUGUCGGGGGAUCCAAGGUUGUCAUUCUGGAUGAGCCCACAGCCGGCGUGGACCCUUACUCCCGCAGGGGAAUAUGGGAGCUGCUGCUGAAAUAUCGACAAGGCCGCACCAUUAUUCUCUCCACGCACCACAUGGAUGAAGCGGACAUCCUGGGAGACAGGAUUGCCAUCAUUUCCCAUGGGAAGCUGUGCUGCGUGGGCUCCUCCCUGUUCCUGAAGAACCAGCUGGGGACAGGGUACUACCUGACCCUGGUCAAGAAGGACGUGGAGUCCUCCCUCAGUUCCUGCAGAAAUAGCAGCAGCACUGUGUCGUACCUGAAAAAGGAGGACAGUGUUUCUCAGAGCAGUUCUGAUGCUGGCCUGGGCAGCGACCAUGAAAGUGACACGCUGACCAUCGAUGUCUCUGCGAUCUCCAACCUCAUCAGGAAGCAUGUGGCCGAGGCCCGGCUGGUGGAAGACAUUGGGCAUGAGCUGACCUACGUGCUGCCCUACGAAGCUGCCAAAGAGGGAGCCUUUGUGGAACUCUUCCACGAGAUUGACGACCGGCUCUCAGACCUGGGCAUCUCCAGUUACGGCAUCUCAGAGACUACCCUGGAAGAAAUAUUUCUCAAAGUGGCUGAAGAGAGUGGGGUGGAUGCUGAGACCUCAGAUGGCACCUUACCUGCAAGACGAAACAGACGGGUCUUCGGGGACAAACAGAGCUGUCUUCACCCAUUUACUGAAGAUGAUGCUGUAGAUCCAAAUGAUUCUGACAUAGAUCCAGAAUCCAAAGAAACAGACCUGCUCAGCGGGAUGGACGGCAAAGGCUCCUACCAGGUGAAGGGCUGGAAACUCACACAGCAGCAGUUUGUGGCCCUUUUGUGGAAGAGGCUGCUGAUUGCCAGACGGAGUCGGAAGGGAUUCUUUGCUCAGAUCGUCCUACCAGCUGUGUUUGUCUGCAUUGCACUGGUGUUCAGCUUGAUCGUGCCACCCUUUGGCAAGUACCCCAGCCUGGAACUUCAGCCCUGGAUGUACAACGAACAGUAUACAUUUGUCAGUAAUGAUGCUCCUGCGGACGCAAGCACCCAGGAACUCUUGAAUGCUCUCACUGGAAAGCCUGGCUUCGGAACCCGAUGUAUGGAAGGAAGCCCGAUCCCAAACAUGCCCUGUUUGGUGGGGGAGGAGGAGUGGCGCACUGCCCCAGUCCCCCAGACCAUGACGGACCUCUUCCAAAACGGGAACUGGACGAUGGAGAACCCUUCCCCGACCUGCCAGUGUAGCAGUGACAAAAUCAAGAAGAUGCUGCCCGUGUGUCCCCUGGGAGCAGGGGGGCUGCCUCCUCCCCAAAGAAAACAGAACACGGCGGACAUCCUUCAGAACCUGACAGGAAGAAACAUUUCGGAUUAUCUGGUGAAGACAUAUGUGCAGAUCAUAGCCAAAAGCUUAAAGAACAAGAUCUGGGUGAAUGAAUUUAGGUACGGUGGGUUUUCCCUGGGUGCCAGUAAUUCCCAAUCACUUCCUCCGAGUGAAGCAGUGAAUGAUGCCAUCAAGCAAAUGAAGAAGCACUUGAACGUGGCCAAGGACAGUUCUGCAGAUCGAUUUCUCAGCAGCUUGGGAAGGUUCAUGACAGGACUGGACACGAAAAAUAAUGUCAAGGUAUGGUUCAACAACAAGGGCUGGCACGCCAUCAGCUCUUUCUUGAACGUCAUCAACAAUGCCAUUCUCCGGGCCAACCUGCAGAAGGGAGAGAACCCCAGCCAGUAUGGGAUCACUGCAUUCAAUCACCCCCUGAACCUCACCAAGCAGCAGCUCUCAGAAGUGGCUCUGAUGACCACGUCAGUGGACGUCCUCGUGUCCAUCUGUGUCAUCUUUGCGAUGUCCUUCGUCCCGGCCAGCUUCGUCGUGUUCCUCAUCCAGGAGCGGGUCAGCAAAGCGAAGCACCUGCAGUUCAUCAGCGGAGUGAAGCCCGUCAUCUACUGGCUCUCCAAUUUUGUCUGGGACAUGUGCAACUACGUGGUCCCUGCUACACUGGUCACCAUCAUCUUCAUCUGCUUCCAGCAGAAGUCCUACGUGUCCUCCACCAACCUGCCUGUGCUAGCCCUUCUACUUUUGCUGUACGGGUGGUCUAUCACACCUCUCAUGUACCCGGCCUCCUUCGUGUUCAAGAUCCCCAGCACAGCCUACGUGGUCCUCACUAGCGUGAACCUCUUCAUUGGCAUCAAUGGCAGUGUGGCCACUUUUGUGCUGGAGCUCUUCACCAACAAUAAGCUGAAUAACAUCAAUGAUAUCCUGAAGUCAGUGUUCUUGAUCUUCCCACAUUUUUGCCUGGGACGGGGGCUCAUCGACAUGGUGAAAAACCAGGCAAUGGCUGAUGCCUUGGAAAGGUUUGGGGAGAAUCGCUUUGUCUCGCCGCUGUCUUGGGACUUGGUGGGACGAAACCUCUUCGCCAUGGCUGUGGAAGGGGUGGUGUUCUUCCUCGUCACAGUGCUGAUCCAGUACCGAUUCUUCAUCAGGCCCAGACCUAUAAAGGCAAAGAUUCCUCCUCUGAAUGAUGAGGAUGAAGAUGUGAGGAGGGAAAGACAGAGAAUUCUUGAUGGUGGAGGACAGAAUGACAUCUUGGAAAUCAAGGAAUUAACUAAGGUCUACAGAAGGAAGAGGAAACCUGCUGUUGACAGGAUUUGCGUUGGCAUUCCUCCUGGUGAGUGCUUUGGACUCCUGGGUGUCAAUGGGGCUGGGAAAUCAUCAACUUUCAAGAUGUUAACGGGAGAUACCACUGUUACCAGAGGAGAUGCUUUCCUUAACAAAAACAGUAUCUUAUCAGACAUCCACGAAGUACAUCAGAACAUGGGCUAUUGCCCUCAGUUCGAUGCCAUCACGGAGCUGCUGACUGGAAGAGAACACGUGGAGUUCUUUGCGCUCUUGAGGGGAGUCCCGGAGAAAGAAGUUGGCAAGGUUGGCGAGUGGGCAAUUCGGAAACUGGGCCUCGUGAAGUAUGGAGAAAAAUAUGCUGGGAACUACAGUGGAGGCAAUAAGCGCAAGCUCUCGACAGCCAUGGCUUUGAUCGGCGGGCCUCCCGUGGUGUUUCUGGAUGAACCGACCACAGGCAUGGACCCCAAAGCCCGGCGAUUCUUGUGGAAUUGUGCCUUAAGUAUCAUCAAGGAAGGGAGAUCAGUAGUGCUUACAUCUCAUAGUAUGGAAGAAUGUGAAGCUCUUUGCACGAGGAUGGCAAUUAUGGUCAAUGGGCGGUUCAGGUGUCUCGGCAGUGUCCAACAUCUGAAAAAUAGGUUUGGAGAUGGCUAUACAAUAGUCGUACGAAUAGCAGGGUCCAACCCUGACCUGAAGCCUGUCCAGGAGUUCUUUGAACUCGCCUUUCCAGGGAGCGUCCUGAAGGAGAAGCACCGGAACAUGCUGCAGUACCAGCUUCCCUCUUCGCUGUCUUCCCUGGCCAGGAUUUUCAGCGUCCUUUCCCAGAGCAAAAAGCGACUCCACAUAGAAGACUACUCUGUCUCUCAGACAACACUUGACCAGGUAUUUGUAAACUUCGCCAAGGACCAAAGCGAUGAUGACCACUUAAAGGACCUGUCGUUACACAAAAACCAGACGGUGGUGGAUGUUGCAGUUCUCACCUCUUUUCUACAGGAUGAGAAAGUGAAAGAAAGUUAUGUAUGAAGAAUCCUGUUCAUACGGGGUGGCUAGAAGAAAGGAGGAACUAGACCUUCUUUUGCAUCAUGUGAAGUGUUCCAGAGGAAAGGGCUGGAAGAUUCUGUAGGAAGAAGUAAACUGGAUACUGUACUGAUAGAUACUGUUCAAUGCAAUGCAAUUCAAUGCAAUGAAAA